Chanos chanos (milkfish) is the source of this 1293-nucleotide messenger RNA. It is a transcript of the gene psmd13, whose product is annotated as proteasome 26S subunit, non-ATPase 13. The transcript has 13 exons. Gene Ontology annotation, cellular component: proteasome regulatory particle, lid subcomplex; cytosol; nucleus. Gene Ontology annotation, molecular function: structural molecule activity. Gene Ontology annotation, biological process: ubiquitin-dependent protein catabolic process. NCBI's taxonomy places the organism in Eukaryota, Metazoa, Chordata, Actinopteri, Gonorynchiformes, Chanidae. The record is from RefSeq and is a predicted model, not a curated record. Bases 76 to 1212 code for a protein of 378 amino acids.
CCUAACUGAUUUAGGGAAUAGUACGGCUUGUCGGUCUUCUGUAGGUAAUAUAUUGUACUUAAGUCAACAGUCACAAUGAAAGAUGUCACUGGAUACCUCAAGCAACAACAAAGCAAGAGCCCGACGCCAGAAAUGGCAACGGAAUGGCAUACAUUGGAGGAUCUAUAUAACAGAAAGUUAUGGCAUCAGCUGACGCUGAAAUUGACAGACUUUGUGCAGGAUCCCUACUUUUCUGCAGGCGAUGGUCUCAUUCAGCUGUAUGAAAACUUCCUCAGUGACUUUGAACACAGAAUCAACCCACUUUCCCUAGUGGAAAUCAUCCUCCAUGUUGCCAGACAAAUGUCAGAUCCCAAUACUGCCAUCAGCUUCCUUGAGAAAACAAAAGAAAAGGUGAAAGCCAGUGAUGAGGCAGUUAUCCUGUGCAAAACUGCAAUUGGCAGUCUCAAGCUAGACAUCAACGACCUUCCUGCCACAAAGAAACUAAUUGAAGAAGUGGAAGAGAUGCUGAACAACCUUCCAGGUGUGACGUCGGUUCACGGACGUUUUUACGAUCUAUCAAGCAAAUACUACCGCAUCAUCGGAAACCAUGCUCUUUACUAUAAGGAUGCCCUGAGAUACUUGGGCUGUGUGGAUGUCAAAGAUUUGCCAGAGGCAGAACAGCAGGAGAGGGCCUUCACAUUAGGACUGGCUGGUCUACUGGGAGAAGGGGUGUAUAAUUUUGGAGAGCUGCUAAUGCAUCCAGUGCUGGAGUCCCUGAGAAACACAGAUAAGCAGUGGCUGAUUGAUACGCUGUAUGCUUUCAAUGCGGGAAAUGUGGAGAAGUUCCAAGCCUUCAAGUCUGCCUGGGGCCAACAGCCAGACCUAGCAGCUCAAGAAGCCAGACUUAUGCAGAAGAUACAGCUUCUGUGUGUGAUGGAGAUGACUUUUACAAGACCUGCAAAUAAUAGGCAGCUAACCUUCCAGGAAAUUGCCCGGAGUGCCAAAAUCCCAGUGAAUGAGGUUGAGCUCCUGGUGAUGAAAGCUCUCUCGGUAGGUCUGAUUAAAGGCAGCAUCGACGAGGUGGACCAGAAAGUCCAGAUGACCUGGGUGCAACCCCGUGUACUGGACUUACAGCAGAUUAAGGGCAUGAAGGAGCGUCUGGACCUGUGGUGUGGAGAUGUGAGGAACAUGGCGUUGCUGGUGGAACAACAAGCCCAGGACAUUUUAACUUAAAUCCCACUUACUGCUCACAACUCGCCUCUCUCGUUUGAACCUCAGCACACCUGUUUUUGUUAAGGGUUUUUUUUUUUUCAG